AUGAACGCAAUCAAUCAGAAGCACAAGGUAAGGCAAUGGCUGGCAUGUGUGUUAGCAAGGAGUGCAUGCAGCAUGCAGUCUGCCUGUCGCGAUAGGCGCCCGCAGGUCGUAUCUACACAUCUGGUUUGCGGACAGGCUGCUGGUCUUGUGUUGACCUUGCGUGGUGAGUGUGGAAGUUCUCCCAUCAUGUCAGACAUGUAUUGCCAGAAUGUGUUCAUCGUUGGACCUCAGAGGAAAGAGAGCAACGGAACAGAGCGGGCGCCGGGGGUCAUUUCCGAAGUGAGUAUCAAGAGGACGAAGAUCAGCCGCGAGCAGAUCGCCAGCGCUCCAGAUCCAUGCCUUCCAUCCUGCAAGCUCAAUUUGAAGCAGAAGAACGCCGUUCAUCCUGUAGUAUACACAAAGCUGUUGGUUGGUGAAGAUGCAGUGCAGGAUCUUCUCCAUACGCCGCACUGGCAAAAGCUGCAACAGAACAUGAAAGCCGGGCUCGUCUUCCUAUGCGAAGCUGGCUGCCACUGGCUCGUAGAUGAUGGCAUUCGUCUCAUGCCGACAAGUGCAGAGGGAUGGAUGAAGGUGGACCAUACGUUUCGGAGCAUGCUUGGUGAAAGAGCCAUGGCUUAUACCUUGGUACCGAAGGACCUUGCAGUUGCUGAUCGUGUCGAAUUGGUGCUCAGUCUGUGCGAGAGACGUGCGGAUACUCCGCGCCUACACUGA
Messenger RNA from Fulvia fulva, 711 nucleotides. RefSeq lists its product as uncharacterized. Lineage: Eukaryota; Fungi; Ascomycota; Dothideomycetes; Mycosphaerellales; Mycosphaerellaceae. Bases 1 to 711 code for a protein of 236 amino acids. The record is from RefSeq and is a predicted model, not a curated record. The transcript has 2 exons.